This is a messenger RNA of Brassica rapa (field mustard), 850 nucleotides long. RefSeq names its product 23.5 kDa heat shock protein, mitochondrial. The record is from RefSeq and is a predicted model, not a curated record. Lineage: Eukaryota; Viridiplantae; Streptophyta; Magnoliopsida; Brassicales; Brassicaceae.
UAAUCCUCUCUUUCUCUUCGCUCAAAAGUAAAUAUCUGAUCGAGUUUCGUGGCUCUCUCUCUUUGAUCGUUUACACCAAUGGCGUCAUCAACGUCUCUAGCACUCAGGAGACUUAUCUCUUCCUCCGUCGUCCCUCGCUCCGUUCGUCCAGCGGCUUCUCUGCGCCUCUUCAAUACCAACGCAGCUAGGAGCUACGAAGAGGGAGACGAUAGGAACCAUCGCCCUAACCGGACAGUUUCUCCCCGCGGUGGCGAUUUCUUCUCAGACAUGUUCGAUCCGUUUACACCGACGAGGAGCUUGAGCCAGGUGCUUAAUUUCAUGGAUCAGAUCGGCGAAAGCCCUCUGGCAUCAUCUAUGCGCGGUGGGAUGGGAGCUCGUGGAUGGGACGUGAAAGAGAAAGACGACGGGUUGCACCUGAGGAUCGAUAUGCCGGGGCUGAGCAGAGAGGAUGUGAAGCUCUCUCUGGAACAGAACACUCUCGUGAUCAAAGGCGAAGGGGGUGAAGAAGAAGAAGAAGAUGGACGGAAGUUUUCGAGCAGGAUAGGAUUACCUGAGAAAGUAUACAAGACGGAUGAGAUAAAGGCGGAGAUGAAGAACGGCGUGUUGAAAGUCGUUGUGCCCAAGUUGAAAGAGGCUGAGCGUAACAGCGUUCGCCACAUCCAAGUUGAUUAAGAGUUUGUGAACGUGUUUUUUUUUUCCAGUAAAACGAGUUGUUGCCUCUCCUUUUUAUUUAUUUAUAAUGUGUGGAAUUCGUAUUCAUGUUUAAAAUCGUUUUUACAACAACCAUAUACUGUACGUUACUUAAAAUCUCGUCUUCUUCAUGGAUACUCUAUGUUGUGCAUUCAAAUUA